UACCAUUUGAAAUAUAUUUUUAAUGAAAAUAUCUUAAAAGCCACAACAAGUGACACAGAACUGUCGGACCAAAAUAAAAAAAACCCUUAAAUCUCGUAAACAAGCCGAAGCAGACGCCGACGCCGACGCGGCUCACGCGCUCCGUCACCGACAGCAUCUCCCUUGAAGUAGUAGUCCCACAAUUUAUAUAUUCUAAUUGCAUUUCAUUUGUGAUUUCUGCGGAUUUCGAUUCCAGCGAUAUAUAUAAAAACAUUUCGAGGUCUAUAUAUAUAUAUAAAAAAGAACAGAUCGUUGACUAUGAGCUCAGACACAUGCGGCGGAGGGUCGCCGGCACAGGGAUCUAAUGAGAAAGGUAGCUCGACAUCGUCGGUGGACAAGCAAAGGGAGAAGGCGAGGGUGAGUAGGACUUCGCUGAUCCUAUGGCAUGCUCAUCAGAACGAUGCCGCCGCUGUCCGUAAGCUUCUCGAGGAGGAUCGCUCUUUGGUUCAGGCUAGGGACUAUGACAACCGUACUCCUCUCCACGUUGCUUCGCUCCACGGUUGGAUCGACGUUGCCAAGUGUCUCAUCGAUUAUGGCGCCGAUGUCAACGCCCAAGAUCGGUGGAAGAAUACGCCUUUAGCUGAUGCAGAAGGAGCUAAGAAGCAUAAUAUGAUUGAGUUAUUGAAAUCACAUGGAGGAUUAUCUUAUGGCCAAAAUGGAAGCCAUUUUGAAUCAAAGCCUGUUCCACCCCCUCUACCAAACAAGUGUGACUGGGAAAUUGACCCUUCUGAGCUGGACUUCUCAAAUUCCAAUAUCAUAGGGAAGGGUUCAUUUGGUGAAAUUUUAAAAGCCAGUUGGCGAGGAACACCUGUAGCUGUCAAACGCAUUCUUCCAUCACUUUCAGAUGACAGAUUAGUGAUUCAGGAUUUCCGGCAUGAAGUGAAGUUGCUUGUAAAGCUCCGCCAUCCUAAUAUUGUUCAAUUUCUCGGAGCUGUCACUGACAGGAAGCCUCUUAUGUUAAUUACUGAGUAUUUAAGGGGGGGUGAUCUUCAUCAGCAUCUCAAGGAAAAGGGUGCACUUCAUCCAUCAACUGCCAUCAACUUUGCUUUGGACAUCGCUAGGGGUAUGGCUUAUCUUCACACUGAGCCAAAUGUGAUUAUUCAUCGGGACCUAAAACCGAGGAAUGUGCUUUUGGUCAACUCUAGUGCAGACCAUUUGAAAGUCGGAGACUUUGGACUGAGCAAGCUAAUCAAAGUUCAAAAUUCUCAUGAUGUCUACAAAAUGACUGGCGAGACAGGGAGCUAUCGUUAUAUGGCUCCUGAAGUUUUCAAGCACCGGAAAUAUGAUAAAAAGGUUGAUGUUUUCUCCUUUGCGAUGAUACUUUAUCAGAUGCUUGAAGGAGAUCCACCUUUGUCAAAUUAUGAACCUUAUGAAGCAGCUAAGUAUGUUGCAGACGGACACCGUCCUAUUUUUCGGUCAAAAUCAUACCUCCCUGAACUAAGAGACUUAACAAGCCAGUGUUGGGCUGCUGACAUGAGCCAAAGACCUUCAUUCUUGGAUAUUCUCAAGAGGCUGGAAAAGAUCAAGGAAAAUGUACCUUCAGAUCAUACUUGGAAUAUAUUCAGCACAUGACAUUGGAAGAUUCCAUGAAACUAAUACGGAUGGUAUACAUCCCCUUUCAUCCGCUCACAUCCAGCUUGGCCAUUCCUGCAGAUGGUAUUGUGAAUACACUCAGUAAGUAGUUUUGUGAUGAUAGAUUUUUUCCUUGACCGGAUUUCGUCUAUUUGUUCCGGAAUUCAACCAUGAACUAGGUGUGUCUUUAUUUCGACUAUUACUUCUCACUUGGAUUGGAAUUAUAUAAAAAUGUUUACUCAUCUUGCAGAGAUUUAUUUUUCAACCUUCAAUUGUAAUUCCUUAUAAUCAAUAUUGAUUAUAAGAAGUAAUAAUAGACAAUAAAAUCCUACGAUGUAUUGUCUGUAUGAAAA
Messenger RNA from Gossypium arboreum, 1964 nucleotides. RefSeq names its product integrin-linked protein kinase 1-like. The transcript is spliced from 11 exons. Bases 298 to 1611 code for a protein of 437 amino acids. Gene Ontology annotation, biological process: protein phosphorylation. Lineage: Eukaryota; Viridiplantae; Streptophyta; Magnoliopsida; Malvales; Malvaceae. Gene Ontology annotation, molecular function: ATP binding; protein kinase activity; protein binding. The record is from RefSeq and is a predicted model, not a curated record.